CACACUCCCCUCAUUACCAACCACACACUCACACAUAGGCUUUUCCUCAGGCACACCCCACUGGGCAGGUGGCCUCUGCUCAGAUCAGUAGCUGUGGUAGAAACCAACUUGACUGACUCACUGAGGUUUGGAUCCUCCCUGACCGUGGGAGUGUGCAGAGUUAGGAGAGCUUCACUUUCCUCCCCAGUGCAGAGGGACUGCACGCCAGGCACGAGGCUCCCCUACUCCUCCCCUCUCCCACUCUGCCUUUUCCUGGGCUAGCGUCCAAAGAAUGACUGGCUCUAGUGGACCCAAAAGGAGGAACGCAGCCUGAGGAUACAGUAAAGCAGCUCCAGCCCUGCCUGCCUGCCUGCCUGCUGGGACACACAAAUGCAUUGAGUUUUUACAAAUCAGCUCACACACCUCUGUGGGAUUCACAGACUUGAUUUUUUUUCUUUCUAUCAACAGAUAAGGAAGACUGGAUUUAAACUGGGCAUAAAGACAGACAAACAAACAGACGGACUGACAUAUGGACAGAGAGCAGUGGGCACUGCGGCGUGAAUGUAGCAACUGGACUUCUCUUCGCUGUGGUUACUAAGACUAAAAGAAGGAUAACAACCCGAGCACUAUCCUGUCCACAGAGGUAGUGGGUGGAUGCAGCUCUCAUCACACUGCUAUAGGGGAAAGCAGAGACUGUAUAGAAGCUGCAGAGAUACAUCGAGUUGAUCCACACUGUGGUGAUCUUCAGAUAAUGGAGUGUUACCUCCAAGUAGACUUUUGUUGGAUUGCUUUCUGCUAAUAAAACCUGUUUGCAGGAACUUGCAGUGAAGACUUCUUUUCUUUUCAUGGACUUUACUGUCCGUGUUUAUUGGACUUGCAGGAUACCUGUGUAGACAAACGUGGAGUGUGUGUAUUAAAGAGGAUGGCAGAGUGCAUAAGGACUGUGUAUUUCACAAUGAUGCUGCUGUAUCUUGUUCUGCUGGGCACGGCUCACACUGCCCAAAGCAUCUACCCAAGAAUACGGCUUUCCCACAACGAGCUUUGGCAGCUGAACAGGACCUGGGUGUUCCAGGCACAUGGAGCGUCUCUUCAGCCCCAGACCAUGCUGCUGGAUGAGAGCCACGAGAGGAUGUAUGUUGGGGCCAAGAAUACUCUGUUCUCCCUUAGCCUGGACCAGGUUAACACACACCACAGAGAGAUCCAGUGGGCCACUACAGAAUCUCAGAUUGAGGAGUGUUUGAUGAAGGGGAGGGAAAAGUCGGAGUGUGCUAACUACAUCAAGGUCCUGCAACAGUACAACCAGACCCAUCUGCUGGUCUGUGGAACGGGAGCCUUUAACCCAGUUUGUGUCCUGGUCAGAGUGGGACACACAGGGCAGGAUAAGCUGUUUUCUCUUGAAGAAGACAGCAUCAUGAGUGGCAGAGGACGCUGUCCAUACGAUCCUAACAGUCCCUGUACGUCUACACUCUCCAGAGGAGAGCUGUAUAUUGGUCUUUACACUGACUACUGGGAGAAUGAUGGUGCUUUCUGCCGACUGAACAAUCAGACCUACACGCGCACUGAAAGAGACGACAGGCAGCAACUCAAUGAACCUAAAUUUGUGGGGUCGGCAGUUAUUCCAGACAACGAUGACAGGGAUGAUGAUAAAGUGUACUUCUUCUUCACUGAGCGAGAGAUGAAUGCUGAAGGAGUGAACAAGGCUGUGUAUACUCGUGUUGGGCGAAUCUGUGCGAAUGACCAAGGAGGACAGAGAAUGCUGGUGAAUAGAUGGAGCUCCUUCCUGAAAACUCGUCUUAUCUGCUCUGUGGCUGGACCAAAUGGCAUUGAUACACACUUUGAUGAACUUGAGGAUGUGUUUGUGCUCAAGAACAAGGAUGGCAAAAACCCAGAAAUCUUUGGCCUAUUUAGCACAACAAGUGCGGUGUUUAAAGGUUUUGCAGUGUGUGUCUAUCACAUGGAUGAUAUAAGAGCAGCCUUUAACGGUCCAUUUGCUUACCGAGAGAGGCCUGAGCAUCACUGGACACCUUAUGAGGGUAGAGUCCCCUACCCUCGACCUGGAUCUUGUGCCAGUAAAGUGAACGGUGGUGGCUUCUCCAGCUCUAUGGAGUUUCCUGAUGAGGUUUUGCGGUUUGUGCGUUCGCAUCCUGUGAUGUAUCGUCCAGUCCUUCCCCAGCAUCGAAGACCUGUCCUGCUGCAGACAGAGGGCAGGAGGAAGCUGACCCAGAUCGCUGUGGACAGAGUCCAAGCCCAGGACGGACAUUACCAUGUUCUCUACAUCGGAACCGACGACUCAGUGGUGUUGAAAGUUAUCACCAUCUACAACAAAGACACAGACUCUAUGGAGGAGGUGUUGCUGGAAGAGCUGCAAGUAUUCAAGGUGCCAGCCCCAAUAAGGGAAAUCAUAAUAUCACCUAAAAGGCAACAGCUGUAUGUGGGGUCGGAGGUGGGUGUGGCCCAGGUCAGACUGCAUCAGUGUGACCUCUACGGCUCAGAAUGUGCUGACUGUUGUCUGGCCAGAGACCCCUACUGUGCAUGGGAUGGUCUAACCUGCUCCAGAUAUUACCCUGCUGGAGUCUACCCUAAAAGCAGACGAUUCAGGCGGCAGGAUAUUCGCCAUGGCAACGCCGUUCAGCUGUGCAAUGGGCUGCAAAUUGAUGAUGAACAACGACCCAGAUCUGAGGAGAGGCUGGUUUACGGUGUGGAGAGCAACAGCACUUUACUCGAGUGUGUCCCUCGAUCACUUCAGGCCAAGGUCCUCUGGUUUUUACAGAAAGACGAAGAGAAACAUGAGGUUCGAGGUGAUGAGCGAGUUAUAAUGACCACCCACGGGCUGCUGUUUUUACGAGUGAGAAGCUCCGAUGCUGGUGUGUACGUGUGCCAGACUGCCGAACAUGGAUAUGUGCACACAUUGUUACGUAUCUCUCUACACGUGCUCAGAGGGGAGAGGGUGGAGUCGGCGAUCAAUAGGGCUAAUGAUGGGGACGGAGAGAAAGCUGCAGCUCCAUGCCCCUUCUUCUUGGGCCCCCUACCAGGCCCCAGCAGCAGCCCCAGGGCCCUGGUGCCAUCCUCAGUCCCAGGCCCCCACUCCAGGCUGUGGUACAAGGAGUUUCUCCAGCUGAUUGGCUACGGGGAUGCCCAGAGAGUAGAGGAGUACUGCGAGAGAGUGUGGUGCUCCGAUAAAAAACGUAAAAAGGGCAAAAGGAAGUAUGUUUCUCCAGGUGGCGAGAAGAGAGGGAAAGGAAAAAGAGAGGAGAACUCCCACCGAGUGCCCAGGCAAACCUUGGACGCCUGAGGAGAGCAGAGAUUGACUGCAUACACACACACUCACACACACUCACACACACAGUCUAAAGGUCAGAGUCACUCUGUGUUUGCACCAUGUAAAAGGUUUUAACAUUGCUUACAACAUGAGCAGCAACAGAAAAACAACAGUAGCAGGCUGUAUAGCUGUAGUAGCUUCAUUACAUAUCAUUCAGUAGUUUAAUCAUGAUGUUUUCAUUGAAAAAGCAGCAUUUUGCCCUAUGUGUGUGGUGUUUUCUGAUUAUGUGGCGCAGACCCUGGGUAAAUACUAUAAAUGUCAGAGUCAGAGUAGAGGCCCUGGGAAAAAACGGACGACUGUUUGGCGAUGUUGCCUCGGACUUGAAGAGAAAAAUUAUAAUAUUUAUACUCCUGUGGACUGACCCAGCCCGAUCCAACGCACACAGAGACUGCCCCAUCUCUCCUUCAAUGGCUCAAUAUGACAAACUCUUAGUGUAUCUAUUAAGAGAGAAAACUAUGAUAAAGCUAAAGGCCUUUUAAUCUUUUAUUUUGUACUAUGAUAACUUAUUUUCUUGGUCUUUACGUUGAGUUCUGUAGUUGUUUUUAGAUGACAUGAACUGGCAAAUGUAGUGUUAUUGUUUUUGUACAGUGAAAAAUGCCUUGAGUUUAAUGAUACUGCUAAUUUGAUAUACAGUAAUGUGGUCACAGCUGUGGUGGGUGUGGUUAUAUUGACCACAAUGCAUACAGUAAGAUGUUGCAAUGCCACUAAUAUGGGUAUUUGAGGCAUGUUUUAUUAUAAUUAUGCCCCCAAUGGAAAUAAUUACUAUCUAAGCACUUGUGAAAACUGUAGAUGAAAAGUAGGCUGAUCCGUAUGUAUUGUUGUAAUUCUAAGUGUCUACAUUUAUAUUGACACAAUUGGGGUCAAAUGUACCAACAGUAUUGUGUGUAUUGUAUAUUGUAUUUAUCAAAAAAUAUUACAGUGUUUUUAUGUGCACAUCUGGUAAAUAACUGUGUAUUCGAAAAAGUAAUCCUUCUCAGCUGGCUGCUCCAACCUCUCUCACUUUCUCUCUUACUCUUUCUCUCCCUCGCCUUCCACCCCUCUUAAACCAGUCUGUCCUCUUUUUGGUUGUUUGUUAUUGUGUUGCACAUGGGAUUCAUAAUCGCCACUACAAAAUAGACAUGUAGAACACCACAUUACUUUAUUAUUAAGAGCAUUUUUAGGAUGACCAUACAAGCAUGCCCUUAAAAACUGAUGAGUCAGUUUCAUGAAUAUGCAGUUCAUCUGAGAUGACGGACACAUCAAACAAUCUGAUGCUUCAGUGAAUUGUAGCAGUUGUGCUAAAGAUAUCCAUGCUGUGCCUUAUUUAUCUCUUAAUUGUGUCACUGUAGAGUCUGCCCUUGUUGUAUUCCAUGUGUUCAUAAUGGGGUUAAAUGGAAUGUUCCUCAACUAACAGCUUUGACUGAGGUUGGAAAUGUUGUGUCUGCUAUGCCCCUUAUAAAUACCUGCCAUUAAAAAAAGACGGAUCGACCCUUUCAUGUUGUCAUCUGGUUGUAACUAUCAAUAAUCACGUAGUGUACCGAGUCUACGUCCACACACAUAAAAGAGUGAGAGAGCUGUGUGCAGCGAUCACUUCGAAUAAACCAACAUUUUCAUAAUUAUUCAACACUUUGAAUUUAACUGAUCGGCACAAUUAACAUGAUAUUUAAAAUGUGGUUUUUGCAAAUUGUGCACCAUAUGCUGGG
Molecule: messenger RNA, 4980 nt
Organism: Trematomus bernacchii (emerald rockcod)
Lineage: Eukaryota; Metazoa; Chordata; Actinopteri; Perciformes; Nototheniidae
Gene: sema3e
Product: sema domain, immunoglobulin domain (Ig), short basic domain, secreted, (semaphorin) 3E
Exons: 17
Coding region: 902-3271 (789 amino acids)
Biological process (GO): negative regulation of axon extension involved in axon guidance; neural crest cell migration; semaphorin-plexin signaling pathway
Molecular function (GO): semaphorin receptor binding; chemorepellent activity
Source: RefSeq, a predicted model, not a curated record